Drosophila eugracilis is the source of this 1388-nucleotide messenger RNA. RefSeq names its product serine protease inhibitor 42Dd. The transcript is spliced from 4 exons. Gene Ontology annotation, molecular function: serine-type endopeptidase inhibitor activity. Lineage: Eukaryota; Metazoa; Arthropoda; Insecta; Diptera; Drosophilidae. The record is from RefSeq and is a predicted model, not a curated record. Bases 136 to 1296 code for a protein of 386 amino acids.
UCAGUUCUCAGGGGAACGCAGAAGUCGUCGCACUCCUCUUCAUAAUCCGUGACCGUUAUUCGAAUCAAUAGAAAUUAGCUGCUUCGCGUCAAGGCCACGUGUACACUUUUGCUGCUCCAGGGCUUGGUUCUGGCCAUGGCGAACACUGUUAGCCACUCAAAAAGUCCUACCGGGGAGGCUCAGUUUGCCUCGCAGCUCUAUGACCAGUUGGCCAAGUCCGAGCCCGGCAAGAACAUCGUCCUCUCGCCCUCAUCUAUCAGAACGGGCUUGGCUCUGGCCUACCUGGGCGCCGAAGGCAGCACAGCCGAUGAGCUGAAGCAGGGAUUGGGCCUGGAGGGAGCUGACAAAAACGAGGUGGCCGAGAAAUUCGCCCAACUGUUGGCCAAAGGAGAGGAAAAGGAGGCGAAUGGUGACGAGGACAAGCCUGAAUUGAAGUAUGCCAAUCGGAUUUACGUGGCUCAGAGGUUCCAGCUGGCCCAGACCUAUCAGGAUUUGGUCAGCAAAAACUUUGCAGCAGCUGCCGAAAAUGUGAACUUUACCCAGAGUGCGGAUACUGCCAAGCAGAUUAACUCCUGGGUGGAGGAGCAGACCCAUAAGCAAAUCAAGGACCUUGUUACUCCGGAUUCACUGGACGCAGAUACGGCUGCCAUCCUGGUCAAUGCUAUCUACUUCAAGGCCGAAUGGCAGAACACUUUUCCCGAGUACACCACCUUUGCCCGCGACUUUGUCAAUCACGGAGGUCAGAAGGUCAGCGUUGACACCAUGUCCCAAGAGGAUUACUUCAGGUUCGCCGAGCUACCCGAGUUGAAGGCAAAGGCUUUGGAACUGCCGUACAUAGGCACGGAUAUCGUGUUUCUGAUCAUUCUCCCACAGGAAGAGCAGGGUUUGGCCUUUGUAGAGGAAAAACUUAAGGAUCUGGACCUCAAUGAAAUAAGUUCCCAGUUGAAGAAGCAGAAAGUACAGGUGGAGCUGCCUAAAUUUAAAUUCGAGUUCGAUGUCCCUCUACAGUCGGCUCUCGAGAAGCUGGGCAUAACGAAACUGUUCACUCACGAGGCGAAUCUCAGCAGCUUGCUCCAGGAAUCGGAACCACUUCGCAUCUCUGAGGUGAAGCACAAGGCCAUCAUUGAGGUGAACGAGAAGGGAACCACGGCCAGUGGAGCCACCCUUAUCAAGGCCCAGUUGGAGUCCUACUUAAUAGGAGAGGAGAUUUUCCAGUUCACCGCGGAUCAUCCCUUCUUCUUUGCCAUCAAGGAUGCAGAGAGCACCUACUUCGCGGGCCACGUUAACCAGCUCUGAUCCAGAGUUGUGCGACAAGUUCUCCCUAUUAAUCCCUAGAACUCAAUAUGUUCUUCUGUCCACAUCCAAUAAAUGCCAAUCUACGAUGUCAA